This is a messenger RNA of Eimeria necatrix, 1686 nucleotides long. RefSeq lists its product as hypothetical. Lineage: Eukaryota; Apicomplexa; Conoidasida; Eucoccidiorida; Eimeriidae. The transcript is spliced from 9 exons. The coding region runs from base 1 to 1686 and encodes 561 amino acids. The record is from RefSeq and is a predicted model, not a curated record.
AUGGACUUUUUCACCAGCAGCCCUACAAAGGGCAUGGUGUUUUCAGUGGGAACCGCCCGCUACACUUUGCCAGGCGACGUAAUGAGUAGGUCGGAAGUGCAAAGUAGUGGUUUGGGAAGCCUCAUGAGAAAAGAAGGCUUCAAAAACAUACCCCCAAAGCUUAACAAAACGGAGGAUGGGGCUAUUAUACUCGAGAGACCACAACAGUCUUUCGAGCUUCUCGUCGAGCACUUGCUCGGCAUGGAGCCUCUGCGGGGAUGCCCCAUGGCUGAAUUCGCAGACAAGUAUAUCGCGCUGAAGUCUGAACUCCUUUACUGGCAAUUGCCAACUCUUGAUGUUGCCUUUGAUGAUUACCUCUUUUACCAAUCCGCCUGGACAGAUGGUGAUUGCUUUUUCCCUUUACGGAAGGAAGAUUCAAAAGCAUUCGCUCGAACAGAUUUUGAUGAACAAAAGCCACCGAACUUGCUGCAAUUGUCAGCAGCAGCAACGCCACCCGAAAUCGAGGGCCUUCUCGAUGGACCCUCGGAGAAUUGGCAGUGCUGGGCAACCCCUAUGCCUCAAGGACACCAUCAGCAGCUGCAACAGCAACAACAGCAGCGGCAGCAGAAAGACCAGCAGCAGGAAGAGCAAGACUCAUCGCAGCAUCAGCAACAACAGCAGCAGCAACAACAGCAAAUCGUACAAAGUAGCGCACAACCCAAUGGGCAGAACAGGCUUUACAUUGUAGCAGGCAAGGACCGCUUCCUUUGCUUGUGCUUUGGUUUAUCUCGUCCUUGUGUUCACUUCAGUCAACUGCCAGACCGAGAAGACUUUACGCCCUUAUUGUUGGUGGCGGCUCCAACAGAUAUGACACUCAUUUGGUCACGUGGCGCCUUUAUUCACUUGAAAUGCAUACAAAACAAGCAAAAGGAGAGCAAAUUAUCUUGUCAAAUUCAACUUAUCAACAAAUCUCCCUCAUGGCUCUGCGUACACCCAACACUAGGAUCGGUUCUCUCAGGCGUGGAAGGACCUGUCCCCAACAUAUUUUGUUUCGGAAUGCCUCAAGGUAAAGUUGUCCGAUUCUUUCCGUGGGGCGCUAUCGCAAUUAACGGCGAAGUCUUCUGCGAGCCACCAGCCAAGGCAGAAGAGGGAAACGGCGACUCGCAAUCUCGUGGCAUUUUGGAAGCCCUUGGGGUGUCUGCGCACCUCCCCGUGCAGUCGCAGCCUCGUGCUGCUUUGGCGGCGACACUUUUGCGUCUCUUCAACAAAGCAUUCCAACCUCCUCUCCGCAUUUUCUUUCUCAACGUCGACAAAGAGGCGAGACCUGUGACAUUGAAGCGCCUGGAUGAUUUUGACAUCCAUGAUCUGCGUAAUGAAGACGCUAGCGGUUACAACAUCAUGCUGGCUCUGAAGGGAGCCCUAGCUGAAACACGGGCUGAUUUAGCAUUUCCGGACAAGGUGAAGGGAGGAAAAAGCAUAUUCUUUCCCAUUGACGCGGAAGGCAGAUUAAUGAACCAAAAUCAAGUGCUGAUAGACAGUGGGGGUCCACAAGGUGAAGAGCUCCUCUCCAUAGCCCUCUACGCAGAAUACGACUGCUCAACAAGGAAGUACUCUGCUUUUGAAACGGGAAAGAAGCUCUUCGAUUUCCACAGGCAAAUGUUCAUGUCUCGCGCGUUAGGGCAUUCAGGCAGCUGCCAAAUAAUGUAA